UGACAGAUUGACGACAUACAUAUAACCUAGAAAUUUCUACAUGGUGCAAAGGUAGUGGUAUGGUAAUAAUGGUAUUUGGUAGCAUUAAAUUACCAUAAAAGAAAAAAGCCGCUACCUACAAAUACUAUACUAUAUCAGAAACCUUACGUCAAUUAUUAGUGCAUUUAUGUUUAUUGAAGCAAAUAUUUUUCCACUUUGGUUCUGAUACCACGUUGAAGUCUCAUUUUUAUUUCAUACAUUUAUAAGUUAGGCGAAACUGUAAUCAUUACCAAAAUGAUUGAUCGCAUUAACAAAGAUUUGCUUCCUAUGAAAGCUCACUAUUUCCUGUUUAAUGCAGGAACAGGACCAGUCCAACCUUUUCUCUCUACAUAUGCAAGACAGCUAGGAUUUUCAUCAGUGGUUGUAGGAGUAAUUUACACUAUAUUACCAGUAAGCGGAAUGCUUGCUAAACCCAUCGUUGGUGCUAUAGCUGACCGCUUUAGGUGCCAAAAAUUAAUGUUUUUGGCCGCACAACUAUUAACGGCAGCUGCGUUUUUAGCAAUAAAUUUUUCUCCAGAAAUCCCGAAAGAUCAAAGAGUGCACUUCUCCUGUGACGGUGAUGCAGUGUUUGACACUUCCAUCAACAAGAAUCCCAAUAUUGAAGAUUGUCUGAUAAACAGUCUUCAAAACAGACUCGGAACUGUAGACUGUCAACUUAGUUGUGCGAUGGAAGAACAGUUUUGGAAAGUGAUAGCCAGCAACUGGAGUCUGCCAGAAUACGAAACUAAUCAUCCAGCUACUUUAGAUUUUACCGCUCAUGUUAACAUUUCAAAGACUACUAAAAUGGAAGAUGUUGUAUACUUUAUGUUCAAACAUGUGACGCUGCCGAAUGGUCAACAGCGGGAACCUUUGUGUACUUGCGGAAACGUUUGUCACAUAUCGACAACGUGCAACAUAAAGUGCAAUGAUUUUGACGUCAAUAGUCUUGUGUCGUCGGCGUCCGUUAGUGAUGACGAUGUGUAUAAUAUGUACGAGUUUUGGAUCUUUCUCGUUCUGAUGAUUAUGGGGUGGAUUGGACAAGCUAUUGCUGUUAGUAUUGGAGAUGCCAUUUGUUUUGAGUUGCUAGGUGACAAACCAAACAGGUACGGAUACCAACGAAUGUUUGGAGCACUAGGAUGGGGAAUAUUUUCCGUUAUAUCAGGUGUGAUGGUAGACUCCCUAAGCGAAGGCUCCUCCACAAAAAAUUUCGAAGCGGCGUUUUAUUUAUCUUUCGCAUUCUUACUUCUAGAUUUCACCGUAUCAUCCAAAAUCAAAAACGUACAAAAAACGCAAUCAACCAGUAUUCUCAAAGACAUUGGUCGACUGUUAGUAGACUUCCGAAUUAUCGUCUUCUUAAUUUGGUGCAUUGCGGUGGGGAUGUGUACCGGUUUGAUCUGGAACUUUUUAUUCUUUUUAAUAGAAGAUUUAGCCAAGAAUCAAGGAUGCGAUUCGCAAACGUGGAUCAAAACGCUUGAAGGGAUUGUAAUGGCCAUAGAGACAUUGGCGGGUGAACUGCCAUUUUUCUUUUGGUCUGGAAGGAUUUUGAAGAGAAUUGGGCACAUAAAUGCGAUGUCACUCGUACUUUUAGUGAUCGGGAUAAGGUACAUUUUGUAUUCUGUUAUUCCCGAUCCGUGGUGGUUUCUUCCCAUUGAGUUGUUGAACGGUUUGACUUUUGGAUUGUUUUAUGCUUGUAUGGCCUCAUAUGCUAGUAUUGUGGCACCGCCAGGGACGGAGGCAACAAUGCAGGGUCUGGUCGGCGCCGUCUUCGAAGGUGUAGGUGUGUCUCUGGGAAGUCUUACAGCUGGAGUUUUAUAUGCACAAUACGGAGGACCUUGGACGUUCAGAUUGUUCGGUAUCGGAGCCCUUAUAGUGUGUUUAUUGCAUGCCGGUGUUCAAUAUUUAAUUAGACGAACAGGUAAUAAAGGUUCAGAUCAUGAGGCUCAUUACACAUCGCCUGCAGAAGCCCUAAACACACUGUAUGACGAUCAGCAGGAACUGACAUUAGUUGAAUAACGGUUUAUUAUCAGUCAUCACCAUCAAACUUCUCAUGGAGUUUACUACUAUUAAUAGUAUACUGAACAAUCAACAAAACAACUCCUUAUAAAGGUGAACGUGAACAGUCACAAUUCGAAAUAAUACUGCGUUAUUGUUAAUAACAUUGGUAAGUUAUGCCGUUUUAUGGGUCGUUGUUGAAAUUAAUUUAUUCGUACAGAAAAAUGUUUGCUGUAAAGGCUCUAAUAUGAUAAUUUAUACAGACCGUUAUAAAACAUUACAAUAUAAAGUAUAAAAACAAAAUAUGUUUGAGCCAGAUUAUGUGUGUACUUACUUAAUGCACUGAUGUUUUAUAAUGAUCACAUUCUAAUACAAACUGGUCUCGAAAUAUGACGAAAAUCGAAUAAAUUUUCAAUUGAAGUAGGCUGCAAUCGUACAAAAAGUGAGAGAUUAGCGCCUAUUUAAAUUGAAAACACUUUCAUUUCUGUUAUGUAGUAGGUAUGUAUUUAAGUAUGGAAGGCUCAGGGAACAUAUAAACUUAACUUGUCAUAAGGCCUAUAUUUUAAUCUUGUUAUCAUUUUAAAUGUAAGCAUAGACUGCCUAGAUUCUCCUUUAUCUGACCUUGAUGAAUGUCAAGGUUACUCCAUUGUUACAUUUUUAUGACGAAAAUAACGAAAAAUGAAAACAUAUUUUUCAUACAUACAAUGUACGCUCAAAGAGAUAAAAGGCAAAAGCCUUGACAUAUAAUUUAAAUAUAGACAAUUGUGAUAAAAGCUUGAACGAAGUAUUUAUUGGGCAUAAUAAAAAAAUUAGCCUUAAGCAGUAUUUAAUUUAUUCCAUUGUUCCUUUAUAGAUAAGUUUAUUUUUAAUUGUAAUUAUACUUACUUGUUAUGACUUUGUAACCCCUUUUCUGUUUCCAAUAUCUUUAAAAUUGUUGUUUAUUUUACUUACCAUUUUUUCAAAUUUACUACCACUUACUUACCUGUAUCUAUGUCAAACUUACUGUUUUAUUAAGUUUAAUUAGUCAAGGUUUUGUUUCUGUUAUGUUUGUACUUUUUUGUGUAAAUUAAAUGGUUACGUUAUCAG
Messenger RNA from Zophobas morio, 3096 nucleotides. Its product is annotated as major facilitator superfamily domain-containing protein 6. Gene Ontology annotation, cellular component: membrane. The transcript has 8 exons. Lineage: Eukaryota; Metazoa; Arthropoda; Insecta; Coleoptera; Tenebrionidae. Gene Ontology annotation, molecular function: transmembrane transporter activity. The coding region runs from base 274 to 2031 and encodes 585 amino acids. The record is from RefSeq and is a predicted model, not a curated record.